AUCUCUGGGAGUUGUGGGAUUUUUGCUGUGGUUUAGUCCCAGCUAUGGAUAUUAUACUUCACAGUUGUUUCUUUUUUUACUUAAAUGUACUGUAUCGACAGCACUCUUUGACGUUUACUAAGAUAAAAUAAAUAACAUGGCUGUCAUUUGGGCACCUCGGUAAGCAGUCUGCUGGAGUGGGCAGUGUGUCUCUUAUUUUUCCCUUCCAUGAUCAAGCCGAAUGACUUUCGGUGAGCAGUCUACACAAACAGCAGUCGACAUCAGAACCCGAGUGUGUCAAAUUGUACUGAGAAUUUCAGCGACAUGGCAUCAGCACAGUAUGAGAAGAAACCACAGCCUGGCGACAUGAUAGAAAUCUCCCGCGGAUCCUACGAGCAUUGGGCCAUAUACGUCGGCGAUGGCUUUGUUGUUCAUUUGGCCCCAGAAUCGGAGGUCCCGGGUGCGGGCAUCAACAGUUUGAUGUCCAUCGUGUCGGACAGAGCCAUCGUGAAGAAGGAGGAGCUGUGGAAGGUAGUGGGUGACAGCCGCUGGCAAAUCAAAAACUUACUGGACGACAAGUACCAACCCCGCCCUGUCUACUUGAUUGUGAGGAACGCCCUCGAAUUGGUGGGGAAGGUGCUGCCAUACUGCCUUUUCAGAGAAAACUGCGAGCAUUUUGCCACCCAGUUGCGUUACGGCAAGCCUGAAUCCCGACAGGUACGUCAAGCGGUAGAAGCGACUAUGUUGACAGGCCUGAUGACACUGGGUGUUUUAGGUUUUGCAGCCCUGGCAACAAAACUGCUUGGAAAUGGCAAGGAAAAGCACAAAGAGUAGCAGAACACCGAUGUGAUAGUACUGCUGGAAUUCAUUCACCAGCAAAGCUACAUACAUAACGAAAGGAGUCGCUUACUCAUGUUCAAUAGGAAACUAUAUAUCACGUCACAAGUAGCAGCAUUAGCUCAAUAAUUAAAGGGCCGAGCAGCAACUGCUGCAGGGUCCUAAUACAGUAUAUGUCUAGAAUAAUAAUUGUAAGAAUGAUUCACUUCUGUGCCAUUUUUGACAACUGUUGAAUUCAAGCAUCCAUGUUUACAUGGAGCCCUGGCAGCGAAUGAGUUGAAGUUUGUCAUUAGGAAAACACUAACAGAAUUAUACUCAUGUUUUUAUAUUCUAAUAAAGCCAUGGUUUGACAACAA
Syngnathoides biaculeatus (alligator pipefish) is the source of this 1172-nucleotide messenger RNA. RefSeq names its product retinoic acid receptor responder 3 (gene rarres3). Gene Ontology annotation, biological process: N-acylphosphatidylethanolamine metabolic process. Lineage: Eukaryota; Metazoa; Chordata; Actinopteri; Syngnathiformes; Syngnathidae. The coding region runs from base 304 to 813 and encodes 169 amino acids. The transcript has 5 exons. Gene Ontology annotation, cellular component: cytoplasm. Gene Ontology annotation, molecular function: A2-type glycerophospholipase activity; glycerophospholipid phospholipase A1 activity. The record is from RefSeq and is a predicted model, not a curated record.